UAGCUGUUGACAUAUGAAGUACUAUUUAAGUAGGGUUGGGGAAGGGUGAGGUGAAUUACUAUCCGAGGUUAGACUUGAGAUAGAUAAGUUAACUAGACAGGGUCGUUGUCGUUGUUGUUGGGCAGCAGCAGCAGCAGCAGCAAGAACAGCAGUGGUCGAGGCUCCUUGCAUAAAACUGUCCCCGUCCCGCCCAGUGGAUUGAUUCCACCUCGCUCUGUCUCUCUGUGUCACCGCAUGUAACUAUCUCUCUCUUCUUUUGCUGUUUCCCUGUCUAUCUUUCUUUCCCCUUAUCAUCAUACCCAUAAGAAAAUACACAUGCUGUUGCGGACCAUCAGCCACCCACCAAUCUCCUCCUCUCCUCUCAAAUUGAAGGCAAGAAACCCAGACAGAGAGUUUCGGUUGAAGGAGCCUUUCUCCCUUCUUGUCAGCCCCAACCCUCACCCGCGGUUCCAAGGCGGACGGAUCUGCUUCCCAUUGUUGGAAUUAUGUACCACAACAUCAAAUCACAUCAUGGACAUUUAAUCGACGUCACUGGAUGGUUUGCCACUCCUAUUCGGCAUCGUUUCCAUUUGUCCCCUCAGACGCGAACUCCAGAGGACCGUUGAACGAACAUAGGUUGAAAACUCCUUUGAAUCCAAGGUCAGAGUAUGGUGGCCAUGUAUGUAUGUAGUGUGUGGUGCGUGGUUCGUGUGGAAUGGAAGUUCUGGAAGACCUGCCAAUGACUCGCGGCAUUUCCCCCUCUGAUUCAUGCGCUUACACGCGGGGAUCGACCACGCGUUCGAUCACUAGACUAAGUACUGUAGGUUCUAUGCAUGGGGG
Aspergillus aculeatinus CBS 121060 is the source of this 819-nucleotide messenger RNA. RefSeq lists its product as uncharacterized. The record is from RefSeq and is a predicted model, not a curated record. The transcript has a single exon. Bases 316 to 522 code for a protein of 68 amino acids. NCBI's taxonomy places the organism in Eukaryota, Fungi, Ascomycota, Eurotiomycetes, Eurotiales, Aspergillaceae.